This is a messenger RNA of Ricinus communis (castor bean), 1469 nucleotides long. Its product is annotated as protein REVEILLE 6. Lineage: Eukaryota; Viridiplantae; Streptophyta; Magnoliopsida; Malpighiales; Euphorbiaceae. Bases 111 to 1067 code for a protein of 318 amino acids. The transcript has 8 exons. The record is from RefSeq and is a predicted model, not a curated record. Gene Ontology annotation, molecular function: DNA binding.
GAUUCUAUCCUGAUGCUUCAUAUAAGAACCAUCGUGUCUCAAGCAAAAGCCGCAAUUCUCCGUUAGUUCGAAGCUAAAACCCCCAAACCCAAAAUUUCAAUAAAAUUCUCAUGGUCUCGAAAAACCCGAACCCGCCAGAGGGAUUUUACUUGGAUCCGAACGGAAUGGCGUUACCGGGACUAGGACCUUUCGCAACCACAGCUCCAACAACCACUACAUCAACCACAUCUUCAUCGGAAGAUCCAUCUAAGAAGAUCCGGAAACCGUACACCAUAACCAAGUCAAGGGAGAGCUGGACUGAACCUGAACACGACAAGUUCCUAGAAGCUCUCCAGCUCUUUGAUCGUGAUUGGAAAAAGAUUGAAGCGUUUGUUGGGUCAAAAACAGUUAUUCAGAUACGUAGUCACGCACAGAAGUAUUUUCUAAAGGUUCAGAAGAGCGGAGCCAAUGAACAUCUGCCUCCCCCUAGGCCUAAGAGAAAGGCUGCUCAUCCAUAUCCUCAGAAAGCUUCAAAAAAUGCCCAAAUGCUUUUACAACCUUCAGUAUCCUUUCAGUCAUCAUCUGCUCUCCUUGAACCUGGAUAUAUUCGAAGACCUGAUUCCUCUUCAAUGCCUACAAACCCUAUAACUAGUGCUGCUGCAGCUUCCUGGACGAAUAACUUGCCUGCAGUCAGUUUCUCAAAUCAAGCAAAAGGGCCAAUAGUAACAAAUAAUUGUUGCAGUAGCACAGAGAGUACUCCUAGAACAAAACCAAUUGGGGAAACAGCUGAGCUAGGGAAUCAUAGCCAUCCAUUAAGAGUUCUUCCUGACUUUGUUCAAGUAUACAGCUUUAUUGGUAGUGUAUUCGAUCCAAAUGCUACUGGUCAUCUGCAGAGGCUUAAAAAAAUGGAUCCUAUUGAUGUUGAGACGGUGCUUUUGUUAAUGAGAAACCUCUCUGUCAAUCUGACGAGCUCCGAUUUUGAGGAUCAUAGAAAGUUGCUUUCUUCCUAUGAGAUUGACACAGAAGCAGCAGGUGCAAACAAAACCCUUAAAGACGACAUACCAAAGCGUGUCACAGAGUUGGGUUGAGUUUUCUCAUAACUGAUGUUUCAUCGUUGCUGAAUGUGCCUGACUUCCAUUUACUUAUGCCUUCCCAUCCCAACUCAUCAGAUGUUGCGCCAUGCUGAAAGGCUGUAUUUAGAUAGCUUCAACUGCCAUCUAUUAGAGGCGUCUGCUACAUUUUUUUUUUGUUAGUUCGCUGUCUAUUAUUCUAUGAGUUGUAAGUAACUUUUUAUCAUUCCAAUGUGAUGUAUAUAUUGGAAACACCAAAAAGAAAAAUAUUACACUGCGGGAGGUAUAGGUAUAGUGAUUCAAGUUGUCUAAAGACUUUUUUGUAUAGGAUUGAAUCACUCUGUAUCCAAGUUUUGACUCUCGAAUAAUCUUUGCUGUCUAGGUUACUUGUGAUAUAUGAUCUUGUGCGUUUUAGCAGUA